This is a messenger RNA of Pseudovirgaria hyperparasitica, 1287 nucleotides long. RefSeq lists its product as uncharacterized. Gene Ontology annotation, biological process: regulation of transcription by RNA polymerase II. Gene Ontology annotation, cellular component: nucleus; NuA4 histone acetyltransferase complex. The transcript has a single exon. Lineage: Eukaryota; Fungi; Ascomycota; Dothideomycetes; Acrospermales; Acrospermaceae. Bases 59 to 898 code for a protein of 279 amino acids. The record is from RefSeq and is a predicted model, not a curated record.
GUCGGCCUUACGAUUCACUUCCAAUUGAUCCUCAUACACAUCAAUUCUUACAUUCAGCAUGCCGCCCCGAAAAAGAGCCAAAGUCAGCGCCGCGACUACCCCUCUUGCCGAAUCUCAACCCAAAACCCCCAUCGACACCACGGCCACCGCAGCCUCCCCCCAAACCGAGCAAAGCCCCAAAGACCUCGCCAACGACCCAUGGACCGACGACCAAGAAUCCCUCCUCUUCAAGAACCUCAUCCGCUACAAACCCACUGGUAUGCACAAGCACUUCCGCAUGCUCUCCAUCUCCAGAGACCUGCGUUCCCACGGCUACACCGGCAGCGCAUCCUCCCACACCCGCAUCCCCGGCAUCUGGCGCAAGCUAAACGCGCUGUACGACCUAGAGACCCUCGACGAUCGCGAAAACGGACACAAUUUUGCCGAAGAUCCGGAUCCGGAGGAUGCAGAUGACGAGGACCAGAUGCCGAGCUUCGAGCUGCCGGACGACGAGUUUGGCGACUUAAUGUGGGCGCGCCGAUUCCCGCCGAGCGACGCGGAGAGAAGUAGCUCGCCCGAGCUUCCAGAACUGCAGUUUGGGAGGGACGAUGCGCGGCCGAUAUCGUUGGGCCAGGGUAGCGUUGGGUCAGACGAGAAGGAGGAGGAGGUCGAGGUACAGAGCUCGCCGCCGGCGAAAAAGGGGCGAGCUGCAAAGCUGAGUGGGCGGGGCGUAAAGGGAAAGGCAGCGUCCGCAGGGCGCAAUAGCAAGGCGCAGUCAGCGGUCUCGGACUCCGUGGGAGAUGAUGAGGAGGAUGGGGAGGACGAGGAUGAGGCUGAAGAGGAGUCGGAACCUGAGGACACCAAGGGAGGCCAGAGGGCGAACAAGGUCCGGGCUACGAGACGAACGCGCAAACGCUGAAGCGUUAGGAAAACGAAGCAGGACCUCGAAACCAUCGCGAGUCUGGGCGGCCAUCGCAUCACGCAAGGCGAGAUUGACAGACUGCCAUAUGAUAUCGAUCGUGAGACACAAUCUCUUGUAACAUGUUCAACGAUGCGCACAUAUACCCCUGUUUACUGCCGACUAAACGUCGCUAGACUCAUAAUUAUCUCAUGUCCGUGGGUAUAGGCGCAAAAAUAUACCCAUAGUCUGUCUAUAUCGCAGAGUCCAAAAACAGCUUUGCGACAUAGCAAUGAAAUAAAGCAACAAUUGGAAUUAAUCAAAAGGUCUGUCUCCUCGUGUCUAGGUGGUCUGGGAUACUGAAUGUCAAUGAUGAUUGUGUGAAGAUUAUCAUAUAAGUUACAGGGAGC